Anolis sagrei ordinatus is the source of this 1994-nucleotide messenger RNA. The record is from RefSeq and is a predicted model, not a curated record. NCBI's taxonomy places the organism in Eukaryota, Metazoa, Chordata, Lepidosauria, Squamata, Anolidae.
GGGGGGGGAAUAGAGUCGAAAACAGGAAGAGAAAAAAAGAGUUUUGGCAAUGGUUCUCUGACAAGAGCCAUGGCAGCGUGCCGGUUUCGGAGGAGCAUAGCAGCUCAGCUUUCGCAUGUUCUGGAAUUGCCACCAGAAAACUUGAUAAAGUCGAUAUGCGCUGUUCCAGUGUCAAAAAAAGGGCAGGAAGCUGAUUUCCAGAUCUUUGUGAAUUCUGUGCCCGAUGCCAGCUCUGAUGAUAAUUCAAGGAGAGACAUUCAGCAUGAAGCCCAGAAUAUUGCAAAGAAGUUAAAAUGUGAUGGAGUAGUGAGCAAAAUCGGCACGGCAGAUGGAACAGUGAACUUCACAAUAAAUCGAGAGUUGUUGGCAAAGACAGUGUUGCAGCAAGUGUUUGACGAUGGCCCUCAGUAUGGACUAAAGAGUGAACUUUUCUCAGAUUUCCCCCCAAAAAAGAUUAUAAUUGAGUUUAGUUCACCAAAUAUUGCAAAGAAGUUUCAUGUAGGUCAUUUGCGUUCUACAAUAAUAGGGAAUUUUGUAGCAAAUCUCAAAGAAGCCUGUGGACAUAAUGUUAAAAGAAUAAAUUACCUUGGAGACUGGGGCAUGCAAUUUGGCCUGUUGGGAGCUGGCUUCCAGCGUUUUGGCUCUGAAGAAAAAUUACAGUCUAAUCCUUUACAGCAUCUUUUCGAGGUCUAUGUGCAGGUCAACAAGGCAUCAGAAAAGGAGGAAGAUACUAAAAAGCAAGCACGGGAUUUUUUUAGAAAACUAGAGAUGCGUGAAGAACAAGCAGUGUCAUUGUGGCAACAUUUUAGAGAUGUCAGCAUUGAAGAAUAUAUCCAAAUAUACAAGCGUCUUGGAGUAUGCUUUGAUGACUAUUCGGGAGAAUCUGACUAUCAAGAGAAAAGCCAAGAAGUUCUGAAGAUAUUGGAUACCAAAGGACUUUUGAAGAAAACAAAGGAAGGAACAGGAGUAGUUCUUCUUUCUGAAAAUGGAGACCAGUCUGUUGUCAUGCGUAGCGAUGGAACCUCCCUCUACCUCACAAGAGAUCUUGCAGCUGCUAUAGACAGAAUGGAUAAAUAUAAUCCUGAUACCAUGAUAUAUGUGACAGAUAAAAGCCAAGUUCCGCAUUUUCAGCAAGUGUUCCAGAUACUGAGGUUACUGGGUUAUGAAUGGACAGAAAGGUGCCAGCAUUUGCCCUUUGGGAGAGUUCAGGGGAUGAAGACUCGAAAAGGAGAGGUGGUUUUCCUGGAAGAUGUUUUGGAUGAAGCUCGCUCAAUGGUGUUAGAGAGAAGUGCUUCAGUCAAAACAACCAAAGAACUCGACAAUCCUCUUGAGACAGCUGAAAACAUCGGGCUUGCAGCACUUAUCAUUCAGGACUUCAAGGGUCUCUUAUCGUCUGAUUACCAGUUUAGCUGGGAUCGUGUCCUCCAAAACCGAGGUGACACUGGCGUCUUCCUACAAUACACACACGCCAGGCUCUGCAGGUUGGCAGAAGCUGGGGCUAACAGCAAGAGCUCGCCCCGCUCCCCGGAUUCGAACCCUCAACCUUUCGGUCAGCAAGUUCAACAGUUCAGCAGUUUAAUCUGCUGCACCACCAGGGGGCACUGUUGGUGCUCUAUGGAAGUGCAAUAAUGCCUGAAGAUAGGAUGAGAAUGGCAGUACAACAGCCAUGAAAGAAAGAAGGCAGUGAAGAAAUACAUUGCUUGGGAGAUUUCUCUCUUCAUUUGCCACCAUUGCGACAUUUUAUAAAAAGUGCAACCAGUAGUUCACAAACAGAAUUCUGACCAUACUCUCCUUAAAUGCAUGCCCUCUCUCUCUCUCUCUCUCUCGAAUAUAUAAAAUAUAAAUAGUCUACUAUAAACAGUAGACUCUUUUAUAUCCUUCACUUUUUUUGUCUCAUUUAAACAAGACUUGCAUAAGGUUGUAUGAGAUGAAACUUUUUAUUUAAAACAUGAUGUGCGGCUUGAUUUAUAAUGCAUUUUGUAACUUUUUUCUUC